UGAUGGAGAUGAAGCCAUUGGAGACACAAAGGGCAGACGAUCCGCGUUUGUCCACGUGGCAGCGAGGCGGAGGUUCGGUUGCGACGUGAUAUGUUAUGAUGCUGGCGACUAUCUUGUAACAAGCGACUCCAACCUCAGGAAUUCACGGAUGCUCUAAUGACCUCGAGGACGUUGAUAUCGGACGUGUCGCAGAGACAUAAGCUGGUCCUCGUGGUCGCUACAGGCAUCCUUCUCAGAGUCUAUCUUUUGUUUGGAACAUCUGCUCAUAUCCUCCUGAGAGAUAGACCGGAAUUGUCCACUCCGCAGACGAGUCAUCGCAGCUUGAAAGAAGGUGUUUUUCAGCGCAUCAAUUUGCCCUUGACGCCCGGGUCUGCCAAUUCGGAGCUCUACGUGGCAAUUUUCUCGCAUUUGAUUCCUUUCAAUCAUUGGUCAUGGGCAUUGACCUGGAUAGCUGCUGAUCUGGGGACCUCAAUCGCUUUGUUGAGCUUCGCAAAUAGCUUGUCUACCGGCGCGUCCCUUAACGACCCGGCUAUCGUAGCUAGCUAUCUGUUGAAUCCAUAUUCGAUUGCAGCAUGUAUCGCUCAGGCUACUACCUCACUGGAUAAUCUGUGCAUUGUCUUCAUCGCUGCUUUGGCUGUGAGAGGCCAUCGACUCGCAUCUAUGAUCACUCUAGGAUUGACUGCUCAUGUUUCCCCAUAUGUAAUCCUUUUACUUCCGUCCUUCGUCCUCAUCGCCAAGACUCGGCGUCCGGGAUCAUGGCUAUCAUCAGUUCUAGUUUCGUGUGCAGCGUAUGCUGGCGCGUCCUACGCGCUGAGAAUUCCUCUUUGGACUCGUCUUCUCGACCUACAGGUCAACCUGAAAGACCUGACUCCAAAUAGCGGCAUGUGGUGGUACUUCUUCACAGAGAUCUUUGAUCACUUCCGGACGUUCUUCCUUUGCGUGUUUCAGCUACAUAUCCUCGCAUAUGUUCUUCCAUUACAAAUAAGGCUCAAAAGUGAUCCAUCGCUGGUCGUUCUGGUAAUGCUUGGCACAAUCGCAACAUGGAGAAGCUAUCCGAGCUUGGGUGAUCUGGGCCUCGGCAUGAGCUUACUCAGCUGCUUUCCCAAUGUAGUAUCAGAUCUUCGGCAUCCCCUCUUCACUGCAUCUGUGUACCUAUAUACUGCGAUCCUUCUCCCGUUGCUACACGCCCUGUGGCUUUUGACAGGGACCGGAAAUGCCAACUUUUUCUACGCUGCCACGAUGGUCCAUGGACUGAACUCAAGCCUCGCGAUUGUCGACAUCGUUGGCGCAGUCUUCAGAUCCAGUCUGAGAAAGGCUGCAGGUCCCGUCCGGCCUGGUCGAGAGAGAUACAUCGUACAGUUGACGGGCGCACAAUGAUGCGCCAGGGUAUGUAUGAAUUACAAAUUGUCGACUUCCAUCACGUCUCCGGACGCGUUCGUCUUUCCCUCUGCAAUCCAUGCGGCAAUCUUGGCUUUGAGUUCAGUAUCCGGGAUGCAGUCUUCAUACUUGAGUCUGUGACUCGUCAGUGCGGUUC
Molecule: messenger RNA, 1534 nt
Organism: Kockovaella imperatae
Lineage: Eukaryota; Fungi; Basidiomycota; Tremellomycetes; Tremellales; Cuniculitremaceae
Product: GPI transamidase subunit PIG-U
Exons: 8
Coding region: 157-1377 (406 amino acids)
Biological process (GO): protein localization to cell surface; attachment of GPI anchor to protein
Cellular component (GO): membrane; GPI-anchor transamidase complex
Source: RefSeq, a predicted model, not a curated record